UCCCCUCCGUGACAGUGACGAAUCUUUAAGGAAGAAAAAGUUUGAAAAAAAAUAAAGAAAACCUCCAGAGAACCAAACAUGGCGGUGACACCGGGAGCUCUGUGACUUCAUGCCGGGCUGCGAGCGUCUGUCGGCGGGGAGACGGAGUCCGGCAGCCCGCUGAUGGCCUCCGGAGCUCUGAGGGGCGGAGGCCGGGCAGCAGAGACCCGCUGGAGGAGGCACAUCGUCGGGCAGCUGAAGCUCCGAGACCGCAGGCAGCACGACAAGUUCCAGGAUCUGAUCCGCUUCUACACUCGGCUGCUGGAGAAAACCAGUCUGACCCCCGCCAGAUGUCCGUCCUCUGACAGCAGCCUCUCCGCUCUGCUGCACCAGAACAACCAGCUGAAGAACACUACUGGAGAGCUUGCCUACCAGGUGGUGCAACUUCAGCAGCAGAUUAGAAUCAAAGAUAGUGUUCUGGACGAGCAGCAUGCCAGGCAGCAGCAGGAGGAGCCUUUGCUUCAGGGUGCGUUUGAUUCCCGGCUGGCGCUGCAGGGGCGGGUGGAGACAGUCCGAGGGGACAUGGGUGCGUUGAAAUCGGAUUACGACGCGCUGCUGGAGCGUCAGAGGGGGGCGGAGACUAAACUACGAGAGGAGAAGCUGCGAGGGGGAAACCUGCUGCAGGACGUCAUUCACCUGAAACAGCAGGAGGCCGCAAACAUGAACACACGCAACGAGCGCCGCUGCAGAGCUCGAGAGGCGGCGAGGUCGAAGGUCACCGUGGAAACGAGUGGCAGCGCUCCGACCUCCAGAUCUUCGUCUCCGAAGCGAGAGUCAGAGCGUCGACUCUUCAGGUCGGCGUCGGCGACGUCCCCGAGGAUCCUCACCUCCAUCAGAGCGCUGUUCCAGAGGAGGCGAGGCCAAUCGGUGAGCAGCCUGCAGGAGGAUCAGCUGUUUGCUGUGGGUGUCUGUCUGUCAGCUCGACUUCCUGUCAGAGCUCUGCACGUCCUGGAAGCUCAUGAGCAGGGCAUUAACGCUGUGAGGUUCAACUCCAGCUCCGAGCUGCUCGCCACCGGAGGAACCGACCGAGCCGUCAAACUGUGGGACGUCAGAGCAGGCUCGCUGACCCACAGAGCGACGCUGGACGGCAGCACGGAGGGCGUCACCUGCAUCGAGUUCGACCCCAAGGGCCCGAGGGUCCUCGCCGCCUCCUACGAUAAGUCGGCUCUGUUGUGGCGGCUGGACGACCCCGUUCCCAAGGUGACUCUGACGGGUCACAGCAGGAAGGUGACAGCAGCUCGUUUCGGUUUGAAUCUGCAGGUCGUGACGGGCAGCGCCGACAGAACGGUCCGACUGUGGGACCUUCAGAGAGCCUGCUGUGUGCAGGUAGUGGAGGUGCCGUCGUAUUGCAGCGACCUCGUCUGCACUGGGUAUUGCAUCAUCAGCGGACACUACGACAGCAAGAUCAGAGUUUGGGACACCAGGGCGGUGCGAUGCAUUCAGGAACUUCCCGCCCAUGGGAAAGUCACGUCUCUGGACAUCAGCCCCGACCAUCGCCAUCUGCUCAGCUGUUGCCGUGACGACUGCCUCCAGCUGAUCGACCUGAGGGGGCGGAGCUACGAGCGUGUCUGCUUCAGAGCUGACGGGUUUAAAUGUGGCAGCGACAGCACGAAGGCUGUCAUCAGUCCAGACGGCUGCUUCCUCGCCGCCGGAUCAGCUGACGGUGCAGUUUACAUCUGGAACGUCUCCACCGGCAACCUGGAGACCCGCCUCCCCGACAAACACAGUACGUCCAUCAGCGCUGUCUCCUGGUCUCCGUCGGGCGAAUACGUCGUCAGUGUGGACCUAAGUCGUCGGGCCGUCCUCUGGAGGGACUUCUAAUAAAACGGUCAUCGCAACACAACGCACCUUAACGAGGAAAAUAAUCUGUCUUUUUUUUUUAAAGGUCACCUAUUAUGCAAAAUCCUCUUCUUCAUGUCUCUUCUAUAUCACCAUGUGUCCCCUCUUCUUCAUGUCUCUUCUUCAUCAACAUGUGUCCCCUCUUCUUCAUGUCUCUUCU
Trematomus bernacchii (emerald rockcod) is the source of this 2038-nucleotide messenger RNA. RefSeq names its product autophagy-related protein 16-2-like. The transcript has 18 exons. The coding region runs from base 163 to 1860 and encodes 565 amino acids. The record is from RefSeq and is a predicted model, not a curated record. Gene Ontology annotation, biological process: negative stranded viral RNA replication; autophagosome assembly. Gene Ontology annotation, molecular function: protein binding. Gene Ontology annotation, cellular component: autophagosome membrane. Lineage: Eukaryota; Metazoa; Chordata; Actinopteri; Perciformes; Nototheniidae.